AUGAGAUAACAAUUUUCAAAUAAAUCCUUCAACAUUUCAAAUGCUUCUUUUUACAUUUCAAUAGCCUUCAUUAUUGUAAUUGAAUUUUAUUCUCUAUAUCGCUUCUCAGUUAUUUGCAAAUCAAAUCAGGUUGCCAAGACUGAAAUAGGUUUAUUAAUCAAAAUAAUUUUUAGGCUUUUUUGGAGUUUUCAGAGACCAUUCAGAUUCAUAAUGGGGAGACUUUGCUGCACAUUUGACAGAAUUAAUGACUUUUUAAAUUCUUUUUUUAAUAGGCUCAUAUACUGUUAAAUACUAAAGCAAAGAGGAAAAUAAAUUAAGGAAUUUAUAAUGUUAUAAUAUUUGUUUAGGAUUGAGUUACGCAUUCUUUUUGCAUAAUAUUGGGAUGGUCUUUUAGUUAGCUAUAAUCAUAGGUUAUUAUUUAUUUUAAAAAGUAAAGAAAUUCUUAACUUACUAUUAGAUAUUUUUCAAAAUGAAAUAUUUCAUUCAUAUAUUGUGGACUCUAGCAUUAUUGACUCUAUGGACAAAUGAAAUAUAUUCAGGGUAUUCAUUUACAAUGAUAUCACCAACUUUACAAUUCUUAGAUACUUAUAAAAAUAGCAAUUAAUUAUUAAGAUGGAACAUUGUGUUCAACAUGAUUUUAUUGAGAAUUAUCAGCUUUUCUGUUGAUAAGGUUUGGGCUUAUAAAUAAGAUAUCAAAUUUAAGUAAGCUUUUGAGAAAUAAUAAAGAUAUGAUUUAAUACAUGAAAAACCUGAAUUUACAACAUAUCGAGCUAGAGUACAAGAACCUUAACCUUUGAAAGAAUAUAACUUUCUAGGUUAUCUUAGCUUUUUAUUUUAUGUUCCAUUACUUUUUUCAGGCCCAUCUAUAAGCUUUAAUGCAUUUAAUUCUUAAUUGAAAAUUCCACAAUCACAAAUGAAUCGGGCAUAAGUCCUAAAAUAUAUUUUAAGGGUUUAUUUGAUAGAUUUAUUGACUUUUGAGAUUUUUUUACACAUUUGCUAUCCUAAUGCUCUUCCUAAAAUAGCAGAUAAUUAAAAAAUUUUGAAAACCUUUUCUGUUUUUGAAUUUCAUAUAAUGGGUUUCACAAAUCUCAUAUUUUUAUGGUAUAAAUUUCUCACAAUUUGGAGAAUUGCAAGGGGAUGGGCUUUGCUUGAUGGUACUUAAUUUUCUAUAAUAGGAAUUGAAACACCUGAAAAUAUGAAUAGAUGCAUUUAUAAUAAUUAUAAUUUCAGUGGAUUCUGGAGAUCUUGGCAUAGAAGUUUCAACUAAUGGCUUAUUAGAUAUAUAUAUGUUCCUAUGGGGGGUAAUAAAUAUAAAUCUUUGAACAUUUGGGUUGUUUUUACAUUUGUCGCUUUAUGGCAUGAUUUUAAAUUAGAUCUUUUACUUUGGGCUUGGAUCAUUUGUUUGGCGCUUAUUCCAGAAAUAGCUUUGUAAAGAUAUUUUGAUAAGGAAUAUUUCUAUAAAAAGCCAUGGUUUAUAUGGUUAUGUAGAUUAGGUGGAGGAUUCCAAAUUGAAAUAAUGUGCUUAGCUAACCUUAUUGGAUUUGGUAAUGGACAUGAAGGGAUGGAUGUAAUUCUUGGAAAAUUUAUGAGUUGGGAAGGCUUGCUGUGCUUCUUUUUUUAUUGUGUUAUCAGAAAUGGAUUUAUAACAACAAUACAAUUUAGGAUAAGAGAUGAUGAAAAAGAGGAAUAAAAUGAAAAAAACUUUUGA
This is a messenger RNA of Paramecium sonneborni, 1708 nucleotides long. The record is from the annotation of a GenBank genome assembly. NCBI's taxonomy places the organism in Eukaryota, Ciliophora, Oligohymenophorea, Peniculida, Parameciidae.